AUGUAAAAAUACGUUGCUAAAUAUGUUGCUUUGAAUUUUAAAAACUUAGUUAUUGGAGGAGAUUUGAAAACCAUCAAUCCCUUAAUGAUAAACGAACAAUAAUUUUUCUAGUACUAUGAUUAGAUUUUCAUGAAGGACACCUAUAUCUAAGAUUGUCUAAAAAAUUAAUUAUUGAGAAUACCUGUUGAUUUUUUCAAAGAAAGCAGAUACGAUGAUUUUGCAGAAGAUCAUUCUGAUUUCUUUGAAUAAGAAAAUUAGAAAUAAAAAUGA
Messenger RNA from Paramecium octaurelia, 270 nucleotides. The record is from the annotation of a GenBank genome assembly. Lineage: Eukaryota; Ciliophora; Oligohymenophorea; Peniculida; Parameciidae.